Molecule: messenger RNA, 562 nt
Organism: Triplophysa rosa
Lineage: Eukaryota; Metazoa; Chordata; Actinopteri; Cypriniformes; Nemacheilidae
Product: Golgi-associated plant pathogenesis-related protein 1
Exons: 4
Coding region: 1-453 (150 amino acids)
Cellular component (GO): extracellular region
Source: RefSeq, a predicted model, not a curated record
AUGGCAGAUGAAAGCUUUAAGAAGGAGUUUCUGGAGACCCACAACAAGUACAGAAGAAAACAUCAAGCCCCAGAUCUGACACUGAGCGAUACGCUGUGUGCUUCAGCUCAACUGUGGGCAGAUCAUAUUUUCAGUAAGAAGCGCAUGGAACACAGUGACACAGACAACGGAGAAAAUAUAUUUUAUGCUUUCAGCUCCGAACCAAAGAAACCGACAGGUAAAAAGCCUGUAGACACCUGGUAUAGCGAGAUUAAAGAUUACAACUUCGAAAAAUCAGGAUAUCAACCCAAGACAGGACACUUUACCCAAGUUGUGUGGAAAUCAACUAAAGAAGUCGGAGUAGGACUGGCUACUGAUGGACGCACAGUUUAUGUUGUUGGUCAAUACAGUCCUUCUGGGAACAUAACCAACCCUGGAUACUAUGAGGAAAAUGUUCGAUGUGCAUCUGAAUAAGUCUUUACUUGUUCUCUUUUCAUUGCAUUCACAUUUGCUCGAAGAUAUAAUACACUGUGAAAUGUAUUCUACUAAUCUAUACAACAAUCUUUAAAUAAGGAUCUGUAUA